Molecule: messenger RNA, 2064 nt
Organism: Jatropha curcas
Lineage: Eukaryota; Viridiplantae; Streptophyta; Magnoliopsida; Malpighiales; Euphorbiaceae
Gene: UBC37
Product: ubiquitin-conjugating enzyme 37
Source: RefSeq, a predicted model, not a curated record
AAGUCAACACAUUGAACGGUCUGAUUCUAAUCACUCCUCUUUGGUGACUCUGCCGCCUUUCCAAAUUUCGCAAAUUUCCCAAACCCCUUUUCCCUCCCAAGUUCAAAAAUACCUCUUCCUCUUCGUUCUGCUUGCCAAUUCCAGAAAGGGAAAAGCUUCAGACCACUGCAAAAGAACGAAAAUGGCACAAGCCGCCAGGCUGAAUCUCCGAAUGCAAAAGGAGCUCAAGCUCCUUCUCACUGACCCUCCUCUUGGCGCGUCCUUUCCCUUUCUUUCCGCCGGCUCCGAACUAGCGUCCCUCUCGGCCAUCGACGCCCAGAUUAAAGGGCCGGAAGGGACUGUGUAUGCUAAAGGCAUCUUCAACGUUAAGAUUCAAAUACCGGAAAGGUACCCAUUUCAGCCUCCGAGUGUGACAUUUGCUACGCCAAUCUACCACCCUAAUAUCGAUAACGGAGGCCGAAUUUGCCUUGACAUUCUCAAUCUCCCUCCAAAGGGUGCAUGGCAACCAUCGUUGAACAUUUCGACUGUGCUUACAAGUAUAGGAUUGUUAUUGAGUGAGCCAAAUCCUGACGAUGGCCUAAUGUGCGAAGCGAGCAAGGAAUAUAAAUACAAUAGACAGGCUUUUGAUCAAAAAGCACGAGCUAUGACUGAAAAAUAUGCCAGGGGUGGAGCUGGUGGCCAAGAUUGCUUAACUAGGUGCAUUCAGACCAACUCAGAUAUAAGCACAGUGGUGGAAUUCAAACACUCGGACGAAGAGUUAAAACAUGAAGCUAAUGGUUAUAUUUCCAGUCAUAAUAAACCAGGUGGGAUCAGUCGGAAGCUGUCACUUGGGCCUUCAAGCUCAACCCAUAAAAAGAGUACUGAUGGAAAGACAAAUGGCAUGCCAGAUUCCCAACAGCUUGACUUGGAAAAUGUGGAGGGAAAUAGAGACAGAAAAGAAGCAAGAGGUAUACUUGAUGAGUACGGUCUGACAUAUGAGAAGCUAUGUGGGAAUGAAAGGAAGCUAACUCUAGAAUCCUCUGUUCAGAAAGAUGGUAACAAUGACUUAAAACAAUUCCAUCCAUUCUGCAACACCCAAUCUCUUAAAAUGGCUUCUCCAGAGUCAUCAUUGCUGCAGGGUGGCGGCAGUCAUGAGCUGCAACUCCAUCAGCACCAUGAUGGUAAAUCAAAAUAUGAUAGAAAAAUCAUGAAAUCAAAUAGGCUGUCUAUUGUUAGCCAGAAAAUACCAGGGGGAUCCUUGGAUGCAUGCCAAACAAGUGAUGGUAAUAAUGAGAAAAUGCUUGUAACUCCUGUCAUAUCAUCUCCUCAGACCCAUUCUAUUUCAUCUGGGGCUUUGACAAUGUUCCCAUCAGUUAGCCACGACGCGUUACUGUCUUUCCAGGAUUCUGCAGAUAAAUUGGAAAAUGACUCCACAGGUAAAAAAUGUGAGGAGGAAUAUUCAGUUAGUAUUAGUAAGAAGCUUUCGUUAGGCUUGAAAGGUUCAUCAGAGAAACAGGAAAAGGAUAACAAGGAGAAUGUUAUGCUGAUUAAUAAAUUAUCAUUCUCCACUCCCGAAACGCUUAGGAAGGUUGGAAUUGGUCGCAAACUAUCUCUGGGUCCUCCGACUCAAUUGCAGAGUGGCCAGUUACUUUCAUGCCCAGAAGUCAUCCCUAAAGACGAACCUCAGAUGCAAAAGUCUGAUGGGGAGUCUAAACAAUGUGGUGAAGAAUCACAAUUAUCUGAAUCAAUAAUAGUGCUGGAUAGCGAAGAUAGUGAGGAGGAAAGCAACGGACCAGUAAGGUCCAAACUGUCACUAGUGCGGAAACGCAUAGGAAAGAGAAAAACGCAAGCUUAGUUGCACAACAGUUGCCUAUGGAAGUUUACUUUCAUUGUUACGUUCAUUUUAUUGAAUUUUGGGGCUUGAUGACCUGUCGAGGUAUGCUUUCCAGUAGCAACAAAAUGUACGGAUGUGGAAAUUAUGGCCGAUACUUGCCUGCAAAUUAUUGUCGGUAAAUUGCUGGUUGCUUUGGUCUACCUUGUGCUAUAUUUCUAUUAAUAAUUGACUAUAAUACAUCUAAUUAUUUA